AUGAGGUCCAAGAAUCAAGGUGUUCUGGAGAACAAAGAUGAUGGCGAGACAGACGAUGACGAUGACGAUGACGAGGACGAAGAUGGGGAGGAUCAGGAGGAGGAUGGGGGCGAGGAGGAGUUCUCGGGUGACGAAGACAACGAGAACGAAGGGGAGGACGACGAGAAUCCCGAAGCAAAUGGCGGAGGAAGCGAAGAGGAGGACGACGACGACGAUGAAGAGGAGGAAGACGACGACGGAGAUGAGGACGAGGACGAAGAAGAUGACGAAGAAGAUGAGGAGGAAGAGGAGCAGCCUCCUUCUAAGAAGAGGAAGUGA
This is a messenger RNA of Spirodela intermedia, 318 nucleotides long. NCBI's taxonomy places the organism in Eukaryota, Viridiplantae, Streptophyta, Magnoliopsida, Alismatales, Araceae. The record is from the annotation of a GenBank genome assembly.